AUGGCAAUUCAGGCAUACCUUUCUAUGAAACCAGGCGAAUCUGUUAUUUACAUCCUUCUCAAUAAUGUGUCUUGUCCACUUCAAUUCAUCUUCUUUAUCGAUAGUCCCGAGUAUUUUAAAAACCCAUCGCCUAUGGAACCAGGCGUAGCAGUUUUUUAUGUCGAGCAGCAAAACUUCACGAGAAAACUGAAGCUCCAAAUUAGCAAGAUUGGUGCUGAGCUCCUUGGGGAAGGACGCAGCAAUGAAGUGUCUGGAGUACCAAAAAUAUUUACACGUCCUGUAAUCCUCGUGAGCAUAAACAUACUUCAUGUCCUCAAGCUCCUUGUUCUUUUCAUUAAGAUCAAGCAUAUCACAAAUAUCAUUUCUGUGGGUCCAUGCAUCCAGAUUAUUCACAUUACCAAGUAA
Molecule: messenger RNA, 405 nt
Organism: Striga asiatica
Lineage: Eukaryota; Viridiplantae; Streptophyta; Magnoliopsida; Lamiales; Orobanchaceae
Source: the annotation of a GenBank genome assembly